Acyrthosiphon pisum (pea aphid) is the source of this 1139-nucleotide messenger RNA. Its product is annotated as ribonuclease H1-like. The record is from RefSeq and is marked validated. Gene Ontology annotation, molecular function: RNA-DNA hybrid ribonuclease activity; nucleic acid binding. NCBI's taxonomy places the organism in Eukaryota, Metazoa, Arthropoda, Insecta, Hemiptera, Aphididae. Gene Ontology annotation, biological process: DNA replication, removal of RNA primer.
AGUAGUGCAUGAGCACCAGCCACGGAGUGCACGAGCACCAGUCAUCUCGUCAACAACCCCUCUCGAGUGCAUGAGCACCAGACGGAAAACAGCAUCCAAACCACAACUUUUCUACACCGAAUUCUACGAGCGGCAACUGGACUCCUUGUGUUGAGCAAUAAUCAAUCGUUCGUCCGUCGACGACAACCACUGAUGUCGCGAUCCUAACUUUCGGAGCCCAAUCAAUCGUAUCUAUUAUCACACAUCCGUCAUCCGCCAUCAUAUUAUUAUAAUUAAUAAACCAUACAGACAUAGUUGACAUUCGUCAUGGACUUCAUGUACAACAGGUACGGUGAUGUGGUGGUGUACGUGGACGGCGCCUGCCCCAGAAACGGUACGCGAGGAGCACGUGCCGGCGUAGGCGUAUGGUUCGAUGACUUUCAUGAUCUGAAUGUGUCAUAAACUGUGCCCGGUAUCCAGACCAACAACAACGCUGAGAUAUAUGCUGCGGUUAAAGCUAUUGACAUGCUGCUCAAAUACACUGAUGAAUACCGCGUAGAAAUCAUGACAGAUUCCAUGUUUCUAUGCAAUUGUAUGUAUAAGUGGAUCAAUAAAUGGAAGUGUAAUGGUUGGAGGAAUUGUAAAGGUAACACAGUGGCAAACAAGGAUAUGCUGGAACAACUAGAUAGUUGCAUAAAAGCCAUGGAUUCUGUUAAAUUUACUUACGUACGAGCACAUAAUAAACACUAUGGCAAUGACCAAGCAGACAAGUUAGCUCGUCAAGGAGCAUACAAGCAAUGAGUUAUGACUAAGUUAAAAGUUUUAUACCUAUCAUUUUCUCAAUAAUGUUAAAAUCUAGAUUAUUAAGUUUUAAAUUCAAUGGAAAAUAAAAAUCAAUUAAAUUAUUUUCAUAUAAUAUAUUCAUAAUUUACUAACUAUUUAGUAUUGCAGAAGAUCUUAUUGUAAAUCAAAGUUUAAUACAAUUAUCAUAUUUUUAUUUCUAUUUCUAUUUAUUGGCUAUUUAAUAAAGAUAUUUUAUCUAAAUAUUAGAAACUAAAGUUUUUUUAUUGUAACAUUUCAAAUUUUGUACAUUUAGUGCUACAAAUAAUAUUAUUUUAUUUUAUGAUAAUGACACAAUAAUAUAUUGUUUUGAGUUUUGA